CUCCCUAUCUAAUCCUCCUCCUCGAUUUCUUUCUUUUUUUCUUCUCUCUUAUUUUCACUUCUUUUCUUUCCAUGAUUCGCUGUUGUCCAGAUCUUCCUCUUCGUGGCUCUCCAGCUCCAUUACUCUCCAUUGAUCAAGAUCUGCCUCUCCGUGGCUCUCCAGCUCCAUUACUCUCCGUUGAUCAAGAUUGGAAGGCAACAGUUGUUCGUCUCAUAUUUUAUGAGAAAAAGGUAGAGAAAAUUUUUAGUGCUUCUUCUCUCCCGCAUUCUCGUUCCUCAUGGUUUUCAUCUUCAAGGUCAAAGAACUCAGUAAACGUGGCAAAAAAGGUUAUUACCUUUUUGUUUGAUUUCAUGUUUUUAUCUUCAAGGUUAAAAGAACUCAUGCAAAUAUAAUGGAUUUUAAUGUCUUAAUAUCUGUUUUCCUUGCUGAAAAGUUUUUUAUGAUUUUUUCAAAAUUUCCCCUCGACUUAUUUCCUAAUCAUUCACUUCAAGUAGCACAGCAUACUAGAUCUUAUAUUUGCAAAAUACCAAAACAAACAGGUAGCGUUUGUAUAAAUCUCCAUUUUUGAAUUUGUGAAAUAGAAGAAAAGAAAACGUGGUCUUCUUAUUUCUUGUACUUGCUGUGUGUUUUGAAGUUCAAUUGAAACUCAUGUGCUUGGAAAACUUUAGAAAUUAACAUUUUCAUUUUAUUUUAAAUAUUGUUGGGGUUGUCAAAUUGAAUUAAUUGAAGAAUCUUUAAAUAUGACACAUAUGCUCUUAUUUUCCAAAUGCUUAAAAAUUGCACUUUUUGAUUGAGUUUUUACUAAACAGGGACAAAAGUAGGAUUUCGCCUUGAAAAAAUGCAUAUGCAAUUAGAAUGUAUGAACAAAAUUAGUUUAGUGGUUCAUAUAUGCCUCAGCAAAAGUGUACUGAAAAAAGAGUUUGAUCUCAAAUGAAGGUCCGGACUUUCUCACCCACUGGUAAUUAGUUAAGCAAUGGAGGUAUGCAAGUGACCAGCAAAUUGAGUACUCAAUGAAUCGGUUAUUACUUUAUUUUUGGAGUUAAGAUUUUUGUUACAAUCUAUUUCCAUCCAAGAGGUUUGCUAAUGUGUUGCUUGCUUAACUAGACUUCAUCCUCUAUAUAACAUUUUCUUGCCUUGAAUCAUAAAAGAAAUGAUGGCCGUAUUUUGUUUGGAAAGUGCUCUGCUUUCAAUGCUCUAUGCUUUUAAUUCAUGACCCUAAGUUGCCUCUUACCACUUCUAAAAAUUUUAACAUGGAAAUAAUUACUAGGUAAUUCAGUUUUGGGUGUUUUAAAUCUGUAUUUGCUAAACAUGAUGUUCCCUGUUACAUUUUAGUAUGAUUAAGUUUGGAAAGUCUGAUUUUUAUAGCCAGUUUGUUGUACUUUGUGAAAUUGGAUCCAACUGAGAAAGAACCCUAAACAGGUUAACGGACAACAAUUAAAGUUCGAAUUGCCAAUUGAAAGAUUCAAUGAGUGAAUGUUAAACAGAUUUUCAAUCUACCUUUAAGUUUUUCUACGAGAAAGAACUUAAUGGAAGGAAAUGUUACUUUUGAAGUAGAUUUGCUAAACUCUCUUGUAAAUUACAAUAGGAUGCAUAAUCCAUGCCAAAUAUGGCAUCUAGAUGUUCCAGUAGAAGAAGACCCCUCUACUUUGAGAGAAAUUGGUAUAGACUUCUUUGCAGAAUCUUAGAAUACAAUUAUUAUUUCUUCCACUUUUGUUUUUAGGCUGAGGCAUAUAUGCCAUAUUUGCCGCAUCUUCUAUCAGUUUUGUAGCUACUGCAUUUCAAUUGUGUUGUUGCAGUUUGCAAGAAUUAUUAUGGUGCUCUUGAUUCUCAUUGGGCAAGAUCCAAGUAAUGAACUUUGCCACGAAUCCUUGGAAAUUACUUCUUAUGUAUGAUUUGUUUAUAGCCUUUCCAAUUACCAAUAACUUCAAUUCUUCGGCACUGCUUGGAUUAAUAACAAAAAUAGGUUAGCUUGAGAUAUGAAACAUUUCAGAUUUCGUCAUUGUUAGAUAAAUUUUAUAGCCAAACAUGAUUGGUCUUUUAAUUUUUUUUUUGUGGUAUUUAUGAGCAAUAAUUUGAUUUGGACAGCAAAUCAGAAAGUGUAAGCGCCCAUAUUUGAAACUAUUCAUUUUUGUUUCGUGUUAGGUAAUGGAUGAUAUUUUUGCACUAUAUUUAACCCACAAAUGCAGUCUAAUAUAGGUUGUCCUGCUAGGUUCAGCUCUUGAUUCACACAUCCAAUACGAUUUUAUCAAUAUGGACUGUGCUUAUUUAUUUAUUUUUUCCUUCUUCCUUUUGGGUUUUGGUUGCCAUAAUUAUCGACACUAUGUAUCUUUGUUGUUUUUGUUGGAAUCCUCUAUUCGUAGGCUAGAAACAUGCACAAAACUAAACUUCUUCGAAAUGCUAUAGCCUUAAGAAAUCCAGGAUUGGCAGGAGCAAAAGAACUCAGUAGAGACUCCUCUGGUUGUUGGAUGGAAGGCUAUAGUAGAAACAGUGCAAACUUGGGAAUUGCUAUCAAUAUUUUGGCUGAACUAUGGGGUUUUAGAGACGGAAUUAUGCUUGCUUUGGAGUUAAAUAUUCAAUUCCUAGAUAUUGAAGUUGACUGCCUUGACAUCAUAUCUCUAAUGAAAUCAAAUACUCUCAGUAAUCAUAAUAAUCAUUGUUUGCAAUAUAAUUGUUGAUUACAGAGUCCUAUUGCGGUUGCAAUAAGAAGUGAAUAGAUGUGUAGAUGGCUAGCUAGACUGGGAGGCAAGAUGGAAUGGCAUUUUGUAAUUUUGGAUUCCUAUCCUCAUGAACUACCUUUUGCUUUAGAUGAAGAUUUGAGGGGAAAUUUUUUUCCUCGUAAUACUUGUUUGGCUUGUACUUGGUGUUUUAUUUAAUCUAUUUGUACCCAAAAAACAGGAAAAUGUUCCGGAGCAUUUUUUUCC
This is a messenger RNA of Coffea arabica (coffee), 2921 nucleotides long. The record is from RefSeq and is a predicted model, not a curated record. NCBI's taxonomy places the organism in Eukaryota, Viridiplantae, Streptophyta, Magnoliopsida, Gentianales, Rubiaceae.